AUGACUCACAACGAUAACUUCAGAGUAUUGUGUUGAUAAUAUUGUGAAAUACGUAUUCUAAUUCUCAAAUCUAUCAAUUGUUUUUUAAUAAUUUAAAACUAACUAUUUUUUUAACAAUUAACAUACAUAAUCAAUAUGAGUUAAGAUGUUUAGUAAAAAAAAGGAAAGAAAACAAGCACGAAAAUUAGAUGAUCCGUUUGGAUUUGAUUUAAUGGGCAGUUUUGAUGCCACUGAUAUCGGUAAUGAUAAUGGUGAUGAUGACCUAAAUGAUGAAGAUUUGGAGGCCGAAUUGAAUCAAUUAAUACUCAAUAACGAUGGUGUUCCUCCACGAAGACCAGAACGAAAAUCUCGACCACAGCCGAUCAAUUUGGAAAUAACAGAUGAUAUAGAAGUUGGUUCGGAUGAAGAACCUGGAGAUGAUGACGAUCCUGAACUUUUGAGUGAAUUAAAAUCUAUCGUUGGUGACAAGGAUUCGCUUAAAAGUGAAGAAAAUAUGGAAGAAACUCCCGCAACAGAACAGUCUUCUGGAGAUGCAACUAAUCAAGAUGAAAUAAUAAAGAUAUUAGAGGAAAGACUAGAAGUAUAUACAGUUGCCGAACAAAAAGCAAAAAAUAACAAUGAGAUGUCUAAAGUUAGAAGAUUCAGUAGAGGUGUUAAAACGCUUCAAGGAAUGUUACGUGAUGCCAAAGCAGGGAGAAAUGUUGAUUCAGCGGACAUUCCACCACCGCUUCCGCCAUCAGCUACUCGAGUAACUGAUAAUUCUGCUAAGCAAGGCCUAGAUAGUGUUACAAAUCCACAGGAAGUUGUUACUGAUGCUAACCCCCCAGAAAAUUCUAGUUCUGAAGCCCCAGCACCAGAAUCCGAAGCUUCAGCACCAGAACCCGAAGUUCCAGUACCAGAAACUGAAGUUUCAGCUCCAGUUAUUGAUGAAGAAAAACUAGAAUUAUUAAAAAAGAGACAGCAAGAGUAUAGAGUGGCUGCUGUAACUUGGAAACGAUGUGGAAAUAUAGAAGAAGCGGUUAAAUUAGUUAAAAUAGCAAAGCAGUUUGAUGUUGUCAUAAAUGCAUAUAGUUCAGGACAACCAGUUGAUUUAUCAGCGAUACCUUCUACACCAGAAUUACCUGGAACAACAGUUGCAAACGAUUCUCCAGCUACGCACGAAAAUGAAAAAUCAGAAAGCGAAACUCAAGAAUCAUCUGUGGCUCCAAUAACCGGUGAUGGUAUAGCUAAAGCACUACAAGACCGCUUGGAAUUUUAUCAAAAAACAAAAGUCACUGCCGAAGAGCAAGGGAAUUCUUCGAAAGCACGAAGAUACGGUCGUAUUUGUAAACAAUAUGAAAAUGCUAUCAAACUUCAUGCUCGUGGAAAACCAAUUCCUGUUGAUGAGCUUCCAGUGCCUAUAGGAUUCCCUCCAAUCGUUUUAAAUGUUCCAACUCCUGCUUCACCUGAAGUCAAAGAAGAAGAGUCACCAGAACCAUCUGAAGGUUCGAGUGAUACAAAACCAACUCCUCCGCCGCGAACUAAACCAGCAGCUCCUGGAAUUACAAAAACUCAAAAGCAAACUUUACUUCUUCAAAAACGUCAAAUAGAACUCAAACGUGCAGCUUUAAUGGCGAAAAAAAAUGGAAAUUUAGAACAAGCACGUGAUUACUUAAGACAAGCAAAAGGAAUAGAUCCAUUGAUUCAAGCUAGCCGUUGUGGACUACCAGUAGACAUGUCUUCAAUUCCACUUUCUCCUAAUGCUCAAACACAAAUGAAUGAUGAAAAUGUUAGCAGUAGUGAUGGUUUUGCAUUAAUAUCCACUACAGAUUGUGAGACUUCAGAACCUGGAACAGCUGCUGAAAUUUAUGAAAAUUUAGAAAAGUUAUUGGUAAAACAGAAAAAAACCUGUUUAGCUACAAGAGACCAUUGCAAAGCUAUUGGCGAUGUUCCAGAAUAUAAUAGAUGGGAAAGAAUGGCGUUGGGCUAUAGCCGAGAUCUUGAUAUGCUUAGAGUGCGUAAAUGGGAUGGUCUGCCACCACCACAGCAUCACUAUGAACAACGAACCCAUGCUAUAGUCAAGUGCUGUACAGACUUAACUGAUAAUGAUUUGGAAAUAUCUAUUAUCCGAGGUGUUAAUUAUUCUAAAGAAGCUGAUACAUACGUUAUAUAUGAAUUUCCUCAUCCUUCUGACCGUCCACCGUCAGAUCGAACUUCAACGAUCAAAAAUAGUUGUAAUCCAGAAUAUGAUGCAACUUUCACUCUAACAGGAAGUGUGGAUCGUUCUUCAAGACAAUGUCUAAGAGCUUUUAAACGACAUGCACUCAAGUGUCAAGUGUGGUCAAAAGGAUGCUCCACCAAUCCUUUGAUGUGUUGCCUCCAUCCCAGAGGGUUUCUGAGAAGUGAUACUUUACUUGGAACAGUUACUGUUAAGCUUCAACCACUAGAAACGCAGUGUGUCUUACACGAUUCAUUUCCGCUAAUGAAUGGAAGAAAGGCAGCUGGUGGAAAACUUGAAGUAAAAAUACGACUAAGGAAUCCCAUAGUGACGAAACAGAUUGAAAAAAUGACGGAAAGAUGGCUUGUUAUUGAUAAAUGAGGAUUUACAAAAUAAAAAAGUGCUUUAACUUAUCGCAGAAAUGGACACGGUAUUUUUUACUCAUUCGCUAUUUUAAAUUACAUAUUUUAAUCGGCAUUUUUGAAAGCUCAUGAGCAAAUGCAUCACGCAAUAAACUCUGAAAUUUUAAUUAUGCAUCAAUAAAUGUUAUAAGAGAUAAAUUUUAUUUUUUAUCAGCUAUAUUUAUGAACAAGAUAAAUAAAUAUGUAAAUAUUAAGUGCAGCAUAAAUAAAAAAUAUUU
Molecule: messenger RNA, 2837 nt
Organism: Chelonus insularis
Lineage: Eukaryota; Metazoa; Arthropoda; Insecta; Hymenoptera; Braconidae
Gene: l(2)gd1
Product: lethal (2) giant discs 1
Exons: 9
Coding region: 146-2578 (810 amino acids)
Biological process (GO): regulation of transcription by RNA polymerase II
Cellular component (GO): nucleus
Molecular function (GO): RNA polymerase II cis-regulatory region sequence-specific DNA binding; DNA-binding transcription repressor activity, RNA polymerase II-specific
Source: RefSeq, a predicted model, not a curated record